Messenger RNA from Linum tenue, 1182 nucleotides. NCBI's taxonomy places the organism in Eukaryota, Viridiplantae, Streptophyta, Magnoliopsida, Malpighiales, Linaceae. The record is from the annotation of a GenBank genome assembly.
AUGGCAUUGCCAUUGUACAUGCUGCUCUUGUCAAAGUCGAACAAGAAGUACAUGACGUACGUCCACGAGGACGGUGAUCACCAUGGCUUCCUCCAGUUCUCCGGUGUAGACGUUGCCAGCCCUUACGCCAGGUUCGAGAUCGAGCCCGCCAAAACGAAAAAGGCGUACGUCCACAUUCGAUGCUGCUACAACAACAGGUACCUGGUGCGGAAGUCGGAGCAAGACAGCGUCAUCAUGACUCGAGCCAAAGCCACGGACGAGGACGACUCGAAAUGGUCAUGCACCCUCUUCGAGCCCAUCCUAUUCCCCACCGCCGGCUCGAGCCACGACGACGGUCCCAUCCUGCCCGACAACCACUACAACAACAACAACUUCCUCUACGCAGCAGCAGCAGCAGCGAAAAAUAAGUCCGAAGAACACGGCGGUACCAGCGCCGAGUUCGCGGUGGUGAACUGGGAGUCGCUGGUGAUCCUGCCGCGCCACGUCACGUUCAACAACGCGAAAGACUACCUGAACGUGGAUUAUAACAAGCAUCGCGAUCUGCAGGCGCUGCGGUUCGGGUCGGACGAUGUCGGCGACCCGGCGGUGGGUUACGAGGUUUUCGCCAACGUGGACGGGAGCGUGAGGGUGAAGUCGAGCAUGGUGGGGAAGUUCUGGAAAGUGGACGGUGAGGGCGGGCUGGUUGAAGCUGUCGUCGAUGAGAAGAAGAGUUUGGAGGAGAGGCUUUGCUGGUUCUGGCCGGUCAAGCUGGUCGAACCGAACGCGGUGGCGCUUCGCUGCGUCGGCAACGGGAAGUUCUGCGGGUUUAGUGACGCUCCUGGACGCGCGCCAGGAUCUACAACGAAGCCAUCAUCUCGCCUCGGGGAUGGUCUGCAACGCCACCGACACGGCCAACAGCGCGGCGGUGAAGCUGUCGUACGCGGAGGCGAAGAGCAGCACGUGGACCAAAGCCGUGUCGCUGACGGUCGGCGUGCGCUCGACGUUGGAGUCCGGGCAAGCUGGAGAUCUCGGUGGACUUCUCCGGCUCCUACGAGUGGGGGGGAAACACUUGGGCAGACGUCGGAGGUGGACACGCUCUACGACGUGGCGAUGCCGGGGAAGAGCCACGUGGCGGUCGGCGUGGUGGCGACGAGGGGAACCUGCGACGUGCCGUGCUAUUGUGUACACAUCGAUAAUACAUGA